Molecule: messenger RNA, 4599 nt
Organism: Porites evermanni
Lineage: Eukaryota; Metazoa; Cnidaria; Anthozoa; Scleractinia; Poritidae
Source: the annotation of a GenBank genome assembly
AUGCAGUGUCCAAACUGUGGAAGCUGUAUCGAGAAGAAUGGUGGAUGUAAUCAUAUGGUAUGUACGAUUAUUUAAUAAUCCUUAUCUCUAAAAGAUUCUAUUCAUUGGGAACGCAAACAAAUACAGCGGAACUCCGUUAAUACGGUCACCAAUGGGCCAAAAGCCGUAAUAACCAGGUGACCGUAUUAACGAGGUUUUCUUUACAAGAAAAAAAAAAGUGGCCAUAAUAACGAGGUGACCGUAUUACUGAGGUGGCCGUAAGUCGGGGUUCCACUUUAAAGUCAUCUGUGUGUUGUUGACUUUUACAUGGGUAUUAUUCUUUUUUAAUUAUCAUUUUCAAUUUUCGCAUUUCUCUCACUGAUUUUUUUGUUUCGUUUUAAUUUUUCAGCAAUGUAUAAAGUGCAAACACGGUAUGUUGAACAUUUUAAGUUUAAAAUGCAUUGCCGAGUAGUCAAGACUUAAAUUGCUUUAAAUCUUGUGGUGUAACAAAAAUAUCAAGAAAACUUCUUCUUGGGAAAUAAUGUUUCAGAUUUUUGCUGGAUGUGUUGUGGAGACUGGAGAAGUCAUGGAUCAGAGUAUUACGAAUGUAGUCGAUAUAAAUCCAAUCCAAAUAUUGUUAACGAGUCUGCUGGAAUUCAAGCAAGAGAGGCGCUCAAGAAAUAUCUCUUCUAUUUUGAAAGGGUAUGUGGUGGCAAGUGUUUCUAGUUUUACCACAGUGCCUUCCCUUUCAAAGAAAAAAGGGAAUAAGGCCCGGUUCAGAAGCCGAACUUUUCAUGAGCCGAACCUAAUUCGAAUUAAGGCCGACCCAAAUUGUUUAGACUGUCUGAAUUGAUUCAGACGCCGAUCUUAAUUCCAGCCGAACUAAAUUCAAAGGGAGAAAAAUGCUCAUUUCGGUCAAACUGCUUACAAAAUACGUUAUAAUAAUUUAUGCAUUAGGUUCGGUACAUGAAAAGUUCGGCGUCUGAGUCAAAGCCGUUCCAAAGUCGCUCCAGAGGCGAAAUUUCCGGCCAGGACAGGAAAAAGGAACGGCUGAGCCGUUCCAAAUUGAAACAGGCGUUCCUAAUUGAUUCACACGCCGAACUUUUCGUAUACUUAAGUCAAUGUAUUAGGUUCGGCUCAUGAAAAGUUCGCGUCUGAACCGGGCCCAAGUGUCCCGUUGACAUGCUUGCGUGUCCGGCCACAUCUUGGAAGUGAGGCUUAGCGUGAUACUGAAAGAUUUUAUGGCGCUGUUGACGCCGGGAUUUGUGUUUUUUAAUUUAUUCUCCCAAUUUGUUGAUGUUUUAUUCUCUCAAGACAGGACUCAAAAUAACAGCUGGUCAACGGACAAUUUCGGGCAAGAAUGGCCUCUCGACUGGCCAAAAAUUUCACUCGCCGGACAUGUUGACCGGUCACGCACACUCUCAUUCUUGAAUAAACAGCCAAAUCCUCACCUGGAAUUCAGAUUUUGACUCCUUCUAAAAAUACAAUCACUUUAACUUUAACUUUAUCGCCUUUUGUACUGAAGCCUUUUAGUGUGAAGACAGAGUGUACGUCAGCUUAAAGAUUUACAGUUUUAGAAAAAAACCUUAGAGACUAGUUAUUUUAAUAUUAGUUAAAAUUUAGACGUUAUAACUAAAUCGCCCAUUAUUUUAUCUGUGUAGUUUGCGUCACCUUGUAAGUUGUAAAGGGAUUCAUUGCCAUUUUUCGUAGAACCGUUUCUCAAGUUGUGAUUUGCUAUUGUAUUUAUUGUUUUUGCUAGUGGCAAAACCAUGCUGAUAGCCUCAAACGAGAACAAGAGACAAAACGGAAAAUAAAUCAGAAGAUACAAGAAAAAGUCAACAAUAAUAUCGGCACAUGGAUAGACUGGCAAUAUCUCAUGGAUGCUGCUCAGUUACUCGCUAAGGUAAGCAGGCCGUUACAUGUACUUAUGAUAUAUCGACUUUUGUUGACACCUAAACUGAUGAUGGUAGGAUCAGGACGAAAGAGUUAAGAUAACAACGAUUAUGUUGGUUGUGUUGAUGGUUUUGUUGACCAUAAUGAUAUGGAAGGUAAUGAAGACGAUAUCAAUGAUGAUAAUGAGGCCGGUGAUGCACGUGGUGAUAGUAUGAUGGCGAUGAUGAUGAUGAUGAUGAUGGUUGUUAUUAUUAUUAUUAUUAUUAGUAUUAUUAUUAUUAUUAUUAUUAUUAUUAUUAUUAUAAUUAUUAACUUUUUAUCAGUUUGAAUUAUUUUUAGAUAGUUUUAUUUUUUAUUAACUUUUUGAUGCUUUUUAUAAUUGUUAUUAGUAGUUUUUAGAUAGUCAUUUUACGACAAUUCUCUUUCGUACACAAGAAGAAUGUACAUAGGGUAUAUAUUUUAAUAUUCAUAUUCUUGAAUCUGUAAAUAGUCUAUUUUUUUGAAUCUAUGAAUAAAGUUAUUUAAUUAUCAUUAUUAUUAUUAUUAUUAUUAUUAUUAUUAUUUUGAAAUUAUUAUUAUUAUUAUUAUUAUUAUUAUUAUUAUUAUUAUUAUUAUUAUUAUGCUGAUGAUGAUGAUGAUGAUGAUCAGAACGAUGACGACGACGAUGAUCAGAAUGGUGAUGGUUAGAGCAGUGGUAAAGAUGAUGUUUAGUAUCGAGUUGACCCACUUUCUUCCAUUCAUGUUUCAGUGUCGUUACACGAUGAUGUACACUUAUCCCUAUGCUUACUUCAUGGAGGAUGAGAGAAAAAGACUAGUAAGUUUACUUCCGGAGAAUUCACCAUACAAUUUCGAUGAAUUACAUUGUAUUCACACUUGGCUCCGAGGCUUGGAAGAAUAAAACAAACUUAAUCAACUUGAAGCUCAGAGAUGAGUUGUUUUAUUCUUCUAAGACUCAGAGCCCAGGAAUGAAUUUUAAGUUAUCAAAACUGGUUUAUAUAUUUGCCACUCUUUUAGACCUAGUCUUACUUCUAGAUAAGCUUUUUUCAUUAAUUACGAUAUUUUCCAUGUACAUUUAAACCACCUCUGUCAUUAAUGCAUCCGUCCGUCUAUGUGGGGACAAUUCUCUCCUUUGUUCGGUCAAUUUGAGUCGGUUUAAAGGUUUGACUGUAUUUUUUCUUAACAGUUUGAGUAUCAACAAGCACAGCUUGAGUUGGAAAUAGAAAAUUUGUCUUGGAAAUUAGAACGAGAUGAGCUUUAUUGUAGAGGGGUAAGUGAGUAUUGCUAGCAGAUUUAAAGAGACAACAUGAAUCUGUGUCUUCAUGAUUUAGACACAGAGAUUUCUUCGGUUGCUGUUCAGAAAAGAUGGGGAAACUUCUGUUCUGUAGUGUUAGUGGGGAGCUCAAGCAAUAACGACGCCGAGGGCUACGAAGACGUCACUUAAAAAGUUGAUUCGCACUGCUUCAAUCUUUAUCGCGCUUCUUCCAUUUCGUUCAGUUCGUCAAAUGUUGGUAGCUUGCGAGCAAGCUCUCCUAUUUGGGCGAGUGAAACGAGUCUCGCGAGAACGCGCGAGCGGACGGCGAAGCCGCGAGGGUCCUCAGACCCUCGCCUUCGCGUUCUCGCGAGACUUGCUUCGCUUGGCCAAAGAGGGGAGCUUGCUCGCAGGCUAAAUGUUGGCAAUGUUAUACUCGAGUUAAAUUCUAAAAGACUGUAUCGAAGUUGACAAAAAGGAAAAGAAAAUCGUUGUCUUGUGUUCACGUCUUCCAUAAAACGUGAAAUUAGGGAGCUUCACGUCGUAGUACUAGUCGUGCAGUGACGCCAAAGAAAUGUACGUGCAGAGUUCAGUGUUAUCUAAAGCUAGCGCUUUUUUUUGCCGUUCUCGUUGCCGUCGCCGCCGUCGUCGUCGUCGUUGCUUAAGGUCCCUAUUCGGUUUCUGGGGAUGGCUCAAGAAGAUGUGAGCAGGAAGAAUACAGUCAACUCUUUCUAAUUCGGACACCUUUGGGGCAGGUACUAAGUGUCCGUCUAAGAGAGAUGCCCGUCUUAUAGAGAGUCAAAUAAAGGCAGUAAAGAAAGGCAGGGACCAACUCGAGGUGUUUGUUUUACAGAGGUAUCCGUCUUAUAGAGGUGUCCGUUAAGAGAGAGUCGACUGUAGUCUCUCUUCCUCUUAAUUUUUUUCCCGCUGUCUGCCUUCGCACUACACUCUACUAUCCGAACACCUGAAACAGGCAACAGUGUUGUUUUAUUAGAUGUCAGUAGGUCAAAACUGCCAUGUGUUACGCUAUUUUAGCAACGAUGACUGGAAUGAUUACCAUACGUUUUGCUACAAAGUCGUUACGCUACUUAUUGAAGUUGUUUUGCUACGAAAUCGUUUCGCUGCAUAUUGAAGUCGUUUCGCUGCAAAGUCGUUAAGAUACAAUUUUGAAAACGCACAGAAAACUUUGUUCUUAGCAGUGUGUUUUGUUAUAAACAUAAAAGCUUGUUUUGGUCAAGAAUUGAAUUAAACUUGGUGGCUCUUAGAGAUGACCACUAAAUAUGGUGCGCUCUUGGUUUUGGACAAAAAAAUCUCAUGAAAGCAACCCAAUAUGUGUCCGAAUAAUAUCCUGAUAAAAGUUCAUUAUCUUGGUUUUAAUAUUUUUCAUUGGUAUUAUUAUAUUUCAGGACUUUGAAAAUCAAAUGGAUAUAGCAGAGAAGAGAAGACAGACGUUACUGAAAGACUUUCUUGUGGUUUAG